AUACUUAUUAAUUUACAUCUGUAUCGAUUUUAUCCAUUUGUCAAAUAAUCCAAUUCCAAACGUCUCUCUUCUCUCCAAAAGCAAUUUAAUCAACAACCAAACAAGGCACACGUCAUUUACACGUAAGACCCUCUUUUGACGAUGCUCACCCGCAUAUCUCACAGGAAGCUUUGGACCUCCGCCCGCCGGGUUCUCCGCCCAUCUCUCUGCCGAACCUCCUCUGCUCCGCUGCCCUCACCUCUCUCUCACUCUCACACCUUCUCUUCUUCUGCCUUUGCUCUUCGUUCUACAACUUAUGCUUAUUUUGAUUUCGAUUUUCUACAUUGGAAGAGGCAUUGCUUUUCUACUCAACCUGCACUAGAACUUCCGGCCGGUAAGAUCGUGGAUGUGCCGUUGGCACAAACUGGGGAAGGUAUUGCAGAAUGUGAACUUCUCAAAUGGCAUGUCCAAGAGGGGGACUAUAUUGAGGACUUUCAACCACUUUGUGAAGUUCAAAGUGAUAAAGCUACUAUAGAAAUCACAAGUCGUUACAAAGGAAAAGUUGCACAUGUUCUCCAUGUUCCUGGAGAUAUUGUAAAGGUUGGAGAAACUCUUUUGAAGAUAUUAGUUGAUGAGACUGCAUUCCCUUCGGCGACUGUCGGUGAUUCAGAAAUUACAAAGUCACUUCAUUCUGAUCAAGUAUUAGUCAAUGAGUCUGCAUCUGCUAUAGCGGCUCUUGGUAAUUCAAAUAAUGCAGAAUUACUAGAUUCUGAUCUUGAAAAAAGGAAACGUGCUGCAGUAUUAUCAACACCUGCUGUAAGGAGUCUGGCAAAGCAACAUGGUAUAGACAUAAAUGAAGUAUGUGGAACUGGAAAAGAUGGAAGGGUACUGAAAGAAGAUGUGCUCAAUUUUGCUGCUAAGAAGGGAAUCAUUGUAAGUGUAUCUGCUGUUUUGGAUGCUGAUAAUGUAGAGAAGCCUAGAGGAGCAGAAGGAUAUACCGUGACACCUGAGUAUAAAUCACCAUCAGAGGAUAGGAUACUUCCCCUAAGGGGAUACCAAAGAGCAAUGGUAAAAUCAAUGUCUCUGGCUGCCAAGGUCCCACAUUUCCAUUAUGUAGACGAGAUAAACUGCAAUGCUCUAGUGGAGCUUAAAACAGCGUUUCAGAAAAACAAUCCUUAUCCAGAUGUCAAGCACACUUUUCUGCCAAUAUUAGUCAAAUCACUGUCAAUGGCCCUCACCAAGUACCCCGCUUUGAAUAGUUGCUUCAAAGAGGAUUCAAUGGAGGUCAUACUCAAAGGUUCACACAACAUUGGAGUUGCCAUGGCUACUCCAAAUGGUCUAGUUGUACCAAACAUAAAGAAUGUUCAGUCUCUUUCAAUAUUGGAGAUAACCAAAGAACUGGCAAGACUGCAACAAUUGGCUUCAGAGAACAAGUUAACUUCUGAUGAUAUAUCUGGUGGGACGAUUACUUUAAGCAACAUUGGAGCAAUUGGUGGAAAGUUUGGUUCCCCUCUUCUCAACCUGCCUGAAGUCUCCAUUAUUGCCAUUGGUCGAAUUCAGAAAAUUCCACAGUUUGAUGGCAAUGGAAAUGUGUAUCCUGUAUCACUCAUGACUGUUAAUGUUGGUGCAGAUCAUAGAGUCUUGGAUGGAGCAACCGUUUCAAGAUUUUGCAAUGAGUGGAAACAAUUAAUUGAAAAUCCAGAGCUCCUAAUGUUGCAUUUGAAAUGAAAUAUUUUUACUUUAGAGUAACAAAAGCUGGAAUUGUUGUAUACAAUGUUGAUCUUUAUAUUAAUCAUAAUAAUAAAUACAUGAAUGAGAACAUUUAAAAUUUGA
Molecule: messenger RNA, 1812 nt
Organism: Arachis duranensis
Lineage: Eukaryota; Viridiplantae; Streptophyta; Magnoliopsida; Fabales; Fabaceae
Product: lipoamide acyltransferase component of branched-chain alpha-keto acid dehydrogenase complex, mitochondrial
Exons: 8
Coding region: 142-1707 (521 amino acids)
Cellular component (GO): cytoplasm; mitochondrion
Molecular function (GO): lipoic acid binding; acetyltransferase activity
Source: RefSeq, a predicted model, not a curated record